AUGCCGCGCCCCCCCAAGAACAAGGUCGCCGAGAUCGUUAAGCCAGUCAUCGCUGCGCCUGGCCCUGCCCGUGUUAUUGAUGUGGACAACUUCAUCCGUGUUCGCGAUUCGGUCUACCAACGUCUCUCCACUAUCCAGGAUUUGAUCAAGAGCUUCAGCCAAGACUACCUCCGCCAGACCAACCUUCUCCUCGGAGAGGGCACCACCCUCGAGAAUGGCGGCGAUCUCGAGCACCUCCAGACCUCCUUGACCGGCAUGCUGCCCGGCUUCAUGGUUGCCCCCCAGCCCAUCGUUGAGGAGAAGAAGGAGCGCAAGAAGCGUACCCACGACCCCAACGCCCCCAAGCGUCCUCUCACCCCCUACUUCCUCUACAUGCAGACUGCCCGCCCCAUCAUUGCCAAUGAUCUGGGUGAGGAGGCCCCCAAGGGUGCCGUCCAGGAGGAGGGUCAGCGCCGCUGGUCCGUCAUGGGUGCUGCCGAGAAGCAGGGCUGGAACAACGCCUACCAGUACAACCUGCGCCUCUACAACGCCCGUGUCCACUCCUAUAAGCAUGGCAACGCCAACGCCAAGAACAUGAACGACGACGAGGCGCUUAAGUACGCUGAUGAGUAUAACAUCGAGAUGCCCACUGCUGCCCAGGUUGAGGAUGUCCCCACCGACCAGGACGCCAUUGCCCAGCAGUUGCAACAGAAUGUCGUUGUGCCCGAGGUUUCUGAAGAGGAGGUAGAGGAGCAGCAGCAACAACCGGUCCCCGUGUCCAAGACCCCCAUUAAGAAGAAGGACACCCGCAGGCGCAAGACUGCCACUCCCGCUGAGGAGGCCGAGCCCGCUAAGCCCGUGGUCGCCCCCGCCAGCCCGGAGAACAAGAAGCGCAAGCGCAACGUCAAGGCGGCCGAGGUGGAGGAACCUAAGAAGUCGGGGCGCAAGAAGACCAAGGCCUAG
This is a messenger RNA of Sordaria macrospora k-hell, 942 nucleotides long. RefSeq lists its product as uncharacterized. The record is from RefSeq and is a predicted model, not a curated record. Gene Ontology annotation, molecular function: DNA binding, bending. NCBI's taxonomy places the organism in Eukaryota, Fungi, Ascomycota, Sordariomycetes, Sordariales, Sordariaceae.